This is a messenger RNA of Cicer arietinum (chickpea), 2309 nucleotides long. Its product is annotated as exocyst complex component EXO70I. NCBI's taxonomy places the organism in Eukaryota, Viridiplantae, Streptophyta, Magnoliopsida, Fabales, Fabaceae. Gene Ontology annotation, biological process: exocytosis. The record is from RefSeq and is a predicted model, not a curated record. Gene Ontology annotation, molecular function: phosphatidylinositol-4,5-bisphosphate binding. Gene Ontology annotation, cellular component: exocyst.
UAACCAUAACAUGCUAAAAAAAGAAUUAUAUGGCAUUAGUAAUGGUUCCUCAAACCAAUGAUGUUGAAAAUGCAACAAUUAUGAAACUUGAGUCAGCAUAUUCUGAUUUAGAAUCUCUACUUGAAGCAUCAAAAGAAAUGGAACAAAACAUAGAAACAAUGGAAACAAGGUUUGAUCUUUUACAAGGAUCAAUAACAACAUCAUCAAGAAAAAUCAACCCUUUACAAUCCUUAUCCAUGUCAAGAAAAGCACUUGACACAAGAAUCAACAGAGCAAUAUCCCCUGCUCUUGCACUUCUUGAAACAUUCAAACUCACUGAGUCUCUUCAGAACAAUCUCCUUAACCUCUCUUCAAAACUAUCAUUGGAAAAGACUCAUCAAAAGAGGCUACAAAAGCUUCUAGAUUACAUGGAUUGUGUUGAUCAGUUGAAUGAAGCUAUUAAUUCAAUAUGUGAAGUUGUUGAGCCAGUGAUUAUGAGGCUUCAAGAAGUGGUUGAGUUUAUAAGCAGAACAAAAGCAGCUGAUUCAUACAGAACACAAAGGUUAAGAGAAGCACUUAUAACUUUAAAAGCACUUUAUGAAACUGAGGUUGAUGAAAUGAGAUUUGAAGGGUUGUUGGAUCAAGCUUUGCUUCAUAUGCAGGAUGAGUUUGAGGCUCUUUUGCUUAAAUUGAAGCAUAGGAAGUUAGGUGAUAUGUCACAUAUGCAAAAUGUUGGUAAUGAUUCUGAUGAACAUUUCAAUGUUAGCCUUGAAUUGGGAUCUGAGUUGGAAAUUGAAGUGCUCAGAAGAAUUUCAAACACUCUUGCUGCUAAUGACUGCUUAGAUAUAUGCAUUGAUAUCUAUGUUAAGGUAAGAUACAAAAGGGCUGCAAAAGCAUUGAUGAAGUUAAGCCCUGACUACUUAAGAACAUACACACCAGAAGGAAUAGAUGAAAUGGAAUGGGAAAAUUUAGAAACAGCAAUAACCCUUUGGACCCAACACUUUGAAGUUGCAACAAAGAAAGUUCUUUUAUCAGAAAAGAAUCUCAGCGAAAGUGUUCUAGGUGAAAUCAUAGACGGAUUAAUCUAUCCAGAAUGCUUUGUAAAAAUAUCAGACAAGAUCAUGGCUGUGUUUUUUCGAUUCGGAGAAGGAGUAGCUAGAAGCAACAAAGAGCCUCAAAAAUUGUUCAAACUAUUAGACAUGUUUGAAUCAUUGGAGAAACUCAAACCCCAUGUACUUGAAAUCUUUGAAGGUGAAUCAGGAGAGGAUAUAUGCAGGCGGUUUCGCGAGCUCGAGAAGCUUAUCGUUGAUGCAUCGAGUAAAGUUUUUUGGGAAUUUGGGUUGCAAAUAGAAGGAAAUGUUGAUGGUCUUCUUCAACCUUUACAAAAUGGUUCUGUUCCAAAAAUUGUAAGAUAUGCUGUAAACUAUCUUAAGUAUCUUUCAACAGUGAAUUACAGAACAACAAUGGCUAAUGUUCUUAGAACAGAACAAAAAUGGAAAAAUGAGUUUUUGUUAUCAUCAAAACUCGAGACAGACGAAGAUUUAUUGAAGCUUGCCAUUUGUAAUGUAAUGGAGGCUCUUCAAAGAAACAUAGAUUCAAAACGUUUGAGUUGUAAAGACAAGAUUUUGGUGCAUGUGUUCAUGAUGAAUACUUAUUGGUAUAUAUAUAUGAGAACCAAGAACACAGAACUUUGUGAUUUGUUAGGUGAGAAAUAUAUGAAAGAAAAUUACAAGGCAGUGGCAGAAGAAUCAGCUUACUUGUACCAGAAGCAAGCUUGGUUAGUUUUGGUUAAGAUUUUAGAUAUUGAUGAAGAAUUAAUGGAACAAAAACAAGGGAGAGAAAAAAGCAUUGGAAGGCUUGUGAGUGAAAAAAUUGAUACAUUUUUGAAGUGUUUGAGUGAGAUUUGUGAGAGGCAUAGGAGUUUUUAUAGUAUAACUGAUGUUGAUUUGAGGGAACAAAUGAGAGAUGCAACAGUGAAACUUGUAGUGCCAAUUUAUGCAGAGUUUUUGGAGUGUUAUUCAGGAUUGUUGCAGAGGAAAGUGUAUCCUAGUUCUCAAAGAUUGCAAGGUUUGGUUGGGAAGGCUUUUGCUUCUACUAAUGAUUUGAAUUUCAAUGGUGGACGUAAUUCUGGUUCUUUGGAAAGGGAUAUCAAACAAUCUAGAUGAGAUAUUUUGUUCAUAUAAUUGUUGAAAUGGAAUUAUCAUUUUUAUGUUUGUUAAUGUAUGUACUUAAUGCUGUGCUUUCUAUUCAAGUAAAAUGUAACAAAGUUGAUACUAUAAUUGUUAAAAUUUGAAGAUAUAAAAAGAUUUGCAUCAUUUAAUAAGUUUCUA